Fonsecaea erecta is the source of this 1584-nucleotide messenger RNA. Its product is annotated as precorrin 3B synthase CobZ. The record is from RefSeq and is a predicted model, not a curated record. Lineage: Eukaryota; Fungi; Ascomycota; Eurotiomycetes; Chaetothyriales; Herpotrichiellaceae. The coding region runs from base 1 to 1584 and encodes 527 amino acids. The transcript has a single exon.
AUGACUCUGCCCAAAGCGUGCGACGUGCUUGUCGUGGGCAGUGGCAACGCAGGCUUCGCAGCAGCCCUUUCGGCCGCUCAAUCAGGAGCAAAGAGGAUCCUUCUGAUCGACAAGUGUCCCGAGUCCUGGGCGGGAGGGAAUUCCUACUUUACUGCAGGAGCAUACCGAACUGUCCACCACGGCUUGAACGACCUCCUGCCCAUCGUGAACAAUGUGGACGCGGAGCUCGCAGGAAGGAUCGAUCUCGACCCGUACACGGAGAAGGACUUUGCCGACGACAUGCACCGUAUCUGUGGAGGGAGAUCCGACCCUGAACUCUCCAGGGUCUUGAUCAGGGAUUCCAACUCGGCAGUCAAGUGGCUCGCGCAGAAUGGCAUCAGGUUUCAGCUCUCAUUCAAUCGACAGGCGUACGAGGUCAACGGUCGCUUCAAGUUCUGGGGCGGUCUACACCUCAAGACCCAGGACGGGGGCAAAGGUCUGAUCGAGGACUACCUCACGAUUGCACGACGACAGAAGAUUGCACUCUCAUUCAACACGGCACUCACUGGUCUAUUUCCGGACAGCAAUGGUAGCGUCAGCGCAACCGUUCACGUGGACAGGAAGGAGCAUAUGAUCAGGGCCGGGGCUGUCAUCCUCGCCGCGGGAGGCUUCGAAGCAAGCCCACGCCUACGGUGCCAGUACCUAGGCCCCGGCUGGGAUAUGGCUUUGGUACGUGGCACUCCCUUCAACACCGGCGACUGUCUGGAGAUUGCCAUGCGAGACCUUUCUGCUAUGGCCGCUGGAAACUGGAGCGGAUGCCACUCAGUCGCAUGGGACGCGAAUGCCGACCCCAACACCGGCGACCGACUGGCGUCGAACGAGUACACCAAGUCUGGCUACCCUCUCGGUCUCAUGAUCAAUAACCAAGGAAAGCGCUUCGUGGACGAGGGAAUCGAUCUGCGGAAUUACACCUACGCCAUCUUCGGGCGUGCGAUUCUGGCGCAGCCCGAGAGCGUGGCGUUCCAGGUCUGGGACUCGCGUACGAGCCCCUGGCUACGGACGGAGGAGUACCGCGAAGAGCGCGUCGAGAGGAUCACCGCUGCCAAUAUCGAGGAAUUAGCUGACAAGUGUGCCCAACGCGGGCUCCGCGACCGCGAGAGCUUCAUCGCCACCGUGCGCGAGUACAACGAAGCGGUGUACGCGCACCGCAGAGAACACCCCGACGCCAGCUGGAACCCGGCCAUCAAGGACGGGCUGUCGACACAGUCGUCCAGCAAGAAGCUGCCCCUGGCUAAAUCGAACUGGGCACUUCCCCUUGACCAGGGCCCGUUCCUCGCUGUCAAGGUCUCGUGUGGAGUGACCUUUACGUUCGGCGGGUUGUCGGUGAACCCGGAGACGGCGCAGGUGAAGAGUGCCGUGACGCGUGAAGCUAUUCCGGGAGUGUACUGCAUUGGAGAAAUGCUGGGGGGCUUGUUCUAUUCGAACUAUCCCGGUGGCAGUGGACUCACCUCAGGGGCUGUAUUUGGACGCCGGGCAGGCAAGGCGGCUGCCGAGUGGGUGGCGAGGUCGUCUCUGGAGAUUACUGCGCCGUUGGCGAGGUUGUAG